AUUCAACUAAAACUUGCCUCCAAGCCUGGAAUUGAAAAAUAAGCACCUGCUUUGAGGCUACUGGGAAACGAUCCCUGGUUCUGCCUGAUCACCAGGAGCCCCCUGUGUUUGCUGGAGUGCAAACCUAACUUAAAAGACGCAUUAUAUUAGAAAAGGUAUCAUCAAAAAAGGGUCUUUGAUGUCAGUAGGAGGUUCUGUAGUUCUGCCUAUUUCCAUACAGACAUAAAUGUUAUUGUCACUUCCUCAGUGUGUUUGAACAGCUUCCAGCCUUGUAAACACCUGCAAGGAUUUAACCUGACAUUCCGUUCCUACUUGUCUUCAGAAGCUUUAAUCUUUCUAGGGAACAGCUACAGAUCCUUUAUUAUGGAGUCCACAGAAAAAGAGAAAAAGGAAGGCUUGAUCGAAUUUUAUGACUCCUUUGAAGAUAUGCUAACGUUUUUCUGUGACAACACCACAAUCCAUGGCACUGUCCGUCUCAACUGCUCUCGAAAGAACAAAAUGAAGACCACUUUCUGGCUUGUGCUUUACUUUGUCUCAUUUGCUAUGAUGUACUGGCAGUUUGGGCAAUUAACAGAUCAAUAUUGGGCUUAUCCUACCAGCACAAUUAUAGGCUUGCAGUCAAAGGGCAAAAUAUUUCCAGCUGUGACCAUUUGCAAUCUGAACCCCUACAGAUUUGAUCAAGUUAAUAUGUAUAUUAAUCAGCUCGACCAACUAGCAAAUGAAACACUUUAUUCACUAUAUGAAUAUCGCGCUCCAGAGUCAGGACAGCAAGUUGUUGAUCUACAGGAUCUCCUAAACAAUUUGACAGGCCAAGUCAAUGGAGGUUUUUAUUUGGAUGAAAGCAUUGUGCUGCUGAAGUUGCAAGAGAAUGGUUCGGGCCCAGCUUUACCAGGGGAGAAGAAAUUUAAAGUAGGAUUUAAGCUGUGUAAUUCCUCAAGAGACGAUUGCUACUAUAAAGUGUUUUGGUCUGGAGUUAAUGCUCUCCACGAAUGGUACAAAUUCCACUACAUAAACAUCAUGUCCAAUAUACCUGCUGUGCUGAACAUAGCAAAUAAUUUUUCUAAGGAUUUCAUUUUAACAUGUCAUUUUAACGAGGUACCUUGUGAUGAACGAGAAUAUAUUCAUUUCCAUCACCCAAUCUAUGGAAACUGCUUUACAAUUAAUAACCACGGAAAGGAAAACUCUUGGUAUUCACCCAGGCCCGGAAAGCAGUAUGGACUGUCUAUGGUUGUGAAGGCUGAUCUUCAUGACAACAUGCCUCUCCUGUCACAAGCUGCAGGAGCAAGAAUAAUGAUCCACAACCCCAACCAGCCACCUCUAGUGGAACACGAGGGCUUUGACAUACAGCCAGGAACAGAGACUUCAAUAAGCGUAAAACAGGAAGAAGUAAUAAGAUUAGGUGGAAAAUACAGUCAAUGCACAUCUGAUGGCAGUGAUCUCAGCAUCAAAAUACUUUACAACACAUCUUACACAAUGCAGGCAUGCCUGAAUUCUUGCUUCCAGUACAAAAUGAUUGAAAUGUGUGGAUGUGGAUAUUAUUUUUAUCCUCUGCCUCCCGGCAUGGAAUACUGCAACUAUAACAAGUAUCCUGGCUGGGGGCAUUGUUUCUACCAAUUAUACGAAAAGAUGCUAGACCACACACUCAUCUGCUUUACCCAAUGUCCAAAGCAAUGCAAGCAGACCCAAUAUCACCUUGCUGCGGGGACUGCCAAGUGGCCAUCUCCUGUAUCCAAGGCAAUACAAUUGCUAUCCUUGCAAGAAAGAUACAACAGUACCAGCGAAAGGAGCGAUGUUUCAAAGAUUAAUGUGUAUUAUGAAGAGCUGAGUUACCGGUCCGUUGAGGAAACACCUACCAUGUCGGUGAACGUGUUGCUCUCCAGUAUGGGAGGACUAUGGAGCUGGUGGUUUGGUUCUUCAGUUCUUUCAGUGGCUGAGAUUGCAGAACUUGUGCUUGAUACUGCGGCCAUGGUAACCAUUGUUAUAUACCAAUGGAAAAAGCAGAGGGAAAAUAGAAAUGAUGGCAUGAAUGGAAGCAAUGCAGCCAGUAACGUGUGCUCUGUACCUUACAUCGACAGCAAGACUUUCUCCACUCCCCAGACUGGGCUGUCUGAAAAAGAAUUAGAAAGCAAAACAAAUGACCCCAAAUUUAAUGGGGAAAUAAAUACCUUUUCCUAAGCAUUACAUGUUUCAAUAAUAGUGCAGAUCAAAAAAUCUGAAACAAAAUAAUUUAUGGAAUGUUGACCUUAAAGGGGUUGUUCACCUUUGAGUUAACUUUAGUAUAAUGUAGAAAAAUAUAUUCUGAGACCACUUGCACUUGGUUUUCUUUUUUGUGUUUUUUGAGUUAUUUAGCAUUUUAUUCAGCAGCUCUGCAGUUUCAUCAGUCUGGUUGCUAGGGUCUGAAUGACCCUAGCAACCAUGCACUGAUUUGAAUAAGACCCUGGAAUAUGAAUAAGAGAGGGCCUGCAUAGAAAGAUGAGUAAUAAAAAGUAGCAAUAAUAGUAAAUGUGUAGCCUUAUAGAGUAUUUCUUUUUAGAUGGGGUCAGUGACCCCCAUUUGAAAGCUGGAAAGAGUCAGAAGAACAAGACAAAUCAUUAAAAAAAA
This is a messenger RNA of Xenopus laevis (African clawed frog), 2601 nucleotides long. It is a transcript of the gene scnn1d.L, whose product is annotated as sodium channel, non voltage gated 1 delta subunit L homeolog. Gene Ontology annotation, cellular component: plasma membrane; membrane. Gene Ontology annotation, molecular function: ligand-gated sodium channel activity; sodium channel activity. Lineage: Eukaryota; Metazoa; Chordata; Amphibia; Anura; Pipidae. The record is from RefSeq and is marked provisional. Gene Ontology annotation, biological process: sodium ion transport; sodium ion transmembrane transport.